GUGUACAGUACUUUAUUCCCAUCAGAUGUCAGAUGCAUACAUGCCCGUGCAUGCAUUGUGAUUCGGCCAUGUCAUGCCCGCAUCGGUCUUCACUUCACUCCCCUUAAUAGCCCUAUUCCCCUAGGCUCGGCUCGGCAUGUUUGCCUGACCACGAGUACCUGCCUACCUACCCAGCUUCUCCUGUUUUGCCGUGAAAGACCACCGACUACCUGAGGCAGUAUCGAGGCGACAUGGCAAUUUUCCACCUCCCGCCAGCGUUACGACUUCAAAUGCUAUCCCGGUCGUUGCUUGUCAAGCCGUACAUCUUGGCAUCAGGACGUGGAAUUCGGCCAUCAGCAGCCCUUUGCUCUUCUCGGGACCGUGGCCGCCCAUACGCCACUGUGCGUACCAACAACAACAAAAGAACUGUGGGCAAGACCCAAGCCCGUCCAUCGCGACCGGCCGACCACCGUCACGGCGGCCUGCCCCCCAAACGGAAUCAAGCCAUGACGAGAGCACGAAAGGCGAAUGACAAGCGCUCCCAAGGGAGCAAGUCCGAGAAAACAGCUGUUCUGUCACAUGUUUCUAAGAAGUCGUCGACGAAGCACAGUCCCGUACGGCGCGAGAGUUCUCGUCGCUCCGAGAAGCGGCGAACGCAGCAGCAGCAGCAGCAGCAGCAGCAGCCUCGUCCAGGCAGGAUCCCGACGUCACCAAGCGCCACUGCUGAAGGAGACCUGGUUGACGACGCGUCGGAAUCCCAGGCUAACAGCGCUCGAGUCGACUUCAAAUAUGUACAAGAUCAUAUGCAAAUACCGUCAGCUUCAGACUACCCAGAUGCCACGCUUGAAAUCCGGAACGCACUGAGCCUACUCAAACCGAACCUUCUGCGCGGAGUCUUCGAUACAUACUUACGGAAGAAGCUCAAAGUCAUUGAGAACUACGAGGAAGUAACUAAAGGUUGGCUAUGUGAACUGACUCUGGAUGCUCCUGGGGACUUUCAGCAAUGCGUGACCGGCGUUGGUGCCACAAAGUCCCAAGCCGCCAAUGCCGCGUACGUGUAUACUCUCUCGAGAUUGCAUACAUCGGGCAUGCUUGCUGCACUCCUGUCCCCGGCUACGAUGGAACCCAUGGAGCCGCGGAAAGAACAGUACCCUGGUGCUCCCCCUCUGCUGUUUGAGCCGGCACACACUGCCAGCAUUAUGCAUAAUAUCUUGGCUGCCAGAGCCCCAAAGACCAUUCAAAGCGGCGACUACGAAGCACAUGCAGAUAAAUCUGCCACUUUUACCCUACGCCUCGACAUACCAGGCAUAGCCGACGCAUCCGCCACUGGCCGUGGGACCAACAAAACGAUGGCGAAACGCGCGGCGUGGGUGGCCAUGCUGAAUCGUCUUCACACUCAUGGAGCAUUACAACAGAUCUUGCCUCAGGUUCAGAUCAGUCCGUAUCGGCCAGACGACCACAACGAGUCGAAAGUCUUCAUUCGUGACGAGUCCGAGAUUGAGCUGGUGGAGCUAGACCGGUACACGGUGGACCAAGAGAAGAACGCGACACUCGACAUUUACAACUAUGCGGCCCGGUAUGGCGCUAUUCCUCAAUUCAAAACGCAAUUUGCGCAGCAUGUCAGACGACGAGCAUCCAGGGCAAAGUCAAGGCAAACGGUAGUACAGGCAUCUAUCAGACUGCCGGAACAUGGUAUACAUGUGGUCACGCGAGGGAAAGACGUAGCCACCGCCGAAGCUGCGGCUGCACUCUCGUUCAAGCGGGAGGCGGAAAAGCAGCAGACCGAGCAGGAACACCCGAGGAACCCACUACCUGGUUAUGAGUUCUUGACGACUGAUUCUGCCCAAGAUUUUCUUGAGUGGUUUAGAAGACUGCAAUCAAGCACGACUCUGGAGCUCGAGCUCUCAAUCGUGAAUUAUGCCGGAGUCAGCGCCAACAGAGCCCGAGUCUUAGUCGACGGGUCAGUUCUAGGUGAUUCAACCAUGCGCGCAAAGAAGGCUGCGCAGAGCUCGGCAUAUUUGAUGGCUGCGGUUGCAAUUGCAAAUAAUCACCCUGAACAGAUGGCUCAAUGGGUCGAGAGAAAGAAGAAUGGUGAGGCCCGGCGCCCUAUGUACUCUCUGUCCAUGCCAAUCGAUAGCCGGAUUUCCGAUAUGAUGCGAGAGACUUUGGUCAGUGCUCGCCAGGCUGGCCUCCCAGACCAGCGAGAAACUUUUGGCGCGGAAGAGGCCACCCGAAAGACACUUCAGUCACGGCAUCGUUACUUGUCGUCGGAGGCGAGAGAUCUCGCCUGUGAAGUUCAUCAGGAAAGCCUCAAACGAUUUAAUAGUGAUUCACGCCUCGUACAGCUGCGAAAUACCAAAGCUGGUCUACCAAUGAGUCAAUAUACCGAUCAGGUCGUGGACCUGGUCUCGAGUGACGUGUAUAGCAUCAUCAUAGGUGCGACAGGCUCUGGUAAAACGACACAGGUGCCUCAGAUCUUUCUUGAUCACGCGAUCAAGAGCGGGAAGGGAGGAUAUUGCGACAUCAUUUGCACGCAGCCACGACGUCUUGCUGCCUCAUCAGUCGCGCAGCGUGUAGCAGCAGAGCGGGACGAGACGAUCGGGACAUCCGUGGGGUACCAGGUCAGAGGUGAGGUACAGCUUCCUCGAUUCGGUGGAUCGAUCACGUAUUGUACAACGGGCAUCUUGCUAGAGCAGCUCAAGUGGAACACCGACGAUAUCAUGGACAAUGUAUCGCACCUGGUGAUUGACGAAGUCCAUGAGAGGGACAUUUUUGUGGAUUUCCUGUUGAUCAUCCUGAAAAAAGCGGUGAAGGCUCGACAGGAAGCUGGCAAGAAAGUACCUCAUAUCGUCUUGAUGUCUGCAACGUUGGAUCAGAAGCUCUUCUCGGAGUACUUGCCCAAUACCAAAGAUGGCAAGACCGUGCCCUGCGCUGCACUCAGCGUACCCGGGCGAACAUUUCCAGUGACAGAGACGUACCUGGAGGAGCUCGUUCAGGACAUUACAAGUACACACAAAUCCGAGUUCCAGUCGUUGGUGAGGGGGGAUAAAGGCGUAUCGCAAGAGUACCUCGAUGCCGAACUGAAUUUUGCGCAGAGCUCCAAUGGUGCAGCACCGGUCAUCAUUGACUGGAAGCGACAAUACGAGGCUGACGCAGAUUCUGAAGGAUCCUCGCCAGGAGCACAAAGGAUAGAGUCUCUUGUGCCGGUCCGCUUGUUGACUGCCGCGCUGGCUCACAUAUGUACCAAGAGCGAUGAUGGCGCCAUUCUGGCGUUUCUCCCUGGUCUCCAGGAGAUAUCUGCAACGAUGGAGUUUCUGGUGCAACACCCCAUCUUUGGUGUCGAUUUUAACGAUACAUCAAAGUUCAAAAUCAUGCCUCUGCACUCCAGCAUUCCUCCGGAUCAACAGAAGCUGAUCUUUGAGCCGUCGCCGCCCGGCUGUCGUAAGAUUAUCCUUGCCACCAACAUUGCCGAGACUUCAGUGACAGUUCCCGACGUCAAGUACGUGGUCGAUUUAGGCAAAUUACGCGAGAAGCGAUACGAUCAAGUCAAGCGCAUCACAGAGCUGCAGACCGUCUGGGAAAGUAACUCGAAUGCUCGACAACGUGCUGGCCGAGCUGGAAGAGUCUCACAGGGAAAUUACUAUGCUUUGUUCACUCAACAGCGCAGGCAAGCGAUGUCUGCAUCGGGCCAAGCUGAGCUGCUUCGGAGUGAUCUACAGGAGACAUGUCUCUCAAUCAAGGCGCAAGGCUUCCAAGAACCUGUAGCUGAAUUUCUUGCUGACGCUAUCGAGCCGCCACCGACCAAAGCCGUCAGCCUUGCGGUAGAGAACUUGAAGAGCAUCGAAGCGUUCACGCCGGAUGAGGAGUUGACCUCGCUGGGUCGCAUCCUUUCCCGGUUGCCCGUUCAUCCUGAAUUGGGCAACAUGGUGCUUCUGGGCAUCGUCUUCCGUUGCCUCGAUCCCAUGAUCAUCAGCAGUUGCAUGGCUAGCGAGCGGACGCUUUUCGUCAAGCCACUUGGCGUUGCACGCUCCAUCGCGAGACGAAAGCACGAAGUGUACGCCCAGGAUGAUUCAGACCAUCUUGCCUACAUUAAUGCCUUCAGGGACUUGAGAACCCAGUUAUACGAAAAAGGCCAAUCGGGCACGUUUGCUUACGCCCAUGAUCGCUUUCUGCAUUUUGGAGCCUUCAAGUCGGUGGACCAGACCACACGCUUAGUCGAACAGGCAUUGCGUGAGGCUGGCCUUGUCGACAUGUCCCAUCAAGACCGCAGCAAUAAGUACCAGCUUGGCGGCGAUGCGUUGAAUGCAAACUCGAACAAUACUGCUUUACUCAAAGCAUUGACACUUGCGGGCGUCUAUCCCAAUAUUGCUGUCCGUCGCGCCAUGACCAGAUCGCCGGUUCACCGAACGGCCAGCGAAGACAAUGUCAUGAUGCACCCCAGUAGCAUGAACGCGAGUUCUGGCAAACCUGCGGUUUCUGAGACGGAUCAGAUCUAUGCAUUCAGCACACUCGCUCGAAGUGUCUCGGGCGACAGCCUUUUCAUACGCGACAGCACGUUCGUGACACCACUGAUGGCUUUCCUGUUCGGUGGACGUGUGCAGACAGAAACAUACAAAACCUUGGUGAUGGACAAAUGGUUGCCAUUCGCGCCCGCUGCUUUGAACACUGAGUUCGUGGUGAGACUAUGUUUGGAGUUCCGUAAGGCAAAAGACAGGAUGUUGUAUGGCGCCUUCAAGGAGAUGAGCAAUCCUCACACAGUCAAGACACAAGCCCGUGCGAGGGAGAUAUUUGCUGCGGGGUUAGUCAAUAUUCUCAGCGCAUCCGAAGCUCGACGAGGAAAGAUGAGUGUAGGGUAUCCGGAAUCCUGGCAAAAGCGUCGGUCCCACGUAUCCAAUGAUUUUCAGGGUCGUGGGCAGAGUGAAGGGGGGAGGUUCGCUAACAGAAGCGACGAUGUGAGAAACCAGGCGAGUGGCGAAGGGAGGCCGCUAGUCCGCUUCCACUAGGAGACUUCGGGCACAGGCUACCCAGGAAGCCUGUCGCAGACCGAUGGCCACAGAAGACCGAAAAGCGAAUGGGACCAGUCAUGGUGCUGGAGUCGACCAGACGGCGGACUGUUGAGUUCUGCUGUGUGUUCUCGGCAGCGAGAAUGGGCUGCUCGCAUAGCAUUUACAGCAAGUGAAAUCACAGUAGAUGAUGCAUCUGCAGAAUUGCCCAAUGUAGGAUAUGAGGAGUAUGUCGUACCCACGGUGACAGGGACGAUUGGAUAUGUGGACUAGGCGUUCAUGUCUGGCCACGGUCGCUUCGUGAUGCAUAGCGAGGAAGAUGGUUAAAAUACCCCUGUAUGUGUAUAUUUCACUGUGAUAGAUACUAGACUUUGUACAAUCAACUCUACUUACC
Messenger RNA from Sphaerulina musiva SO2202, 5376 nucleotides. Its product is annotated as P-loop containing nucleoside triphosphate hydrolase protein. Bases 231 to 4982 code for a protein of 1583 amino acids. Gene Ontology annotation, molecular function: RNA binding; ATP binding. The record is from RefSeq and is a predicted model, not a curated record. Gene Ontology annotation, cellular component: nucleus; intracellular anatomical structure. NCBI's taxonomy places the organism in Eukaryota, Fungi, Ascomycota, Dothideomycetes, Mycosphaerellales, Mycosphaerellaceae. The transcript has a single exon.